CCAACAUGGCAAUAUCAGUCCAACGUCAGUUGGUUACCGCGCGUUCGUCGCGCCAAACGUGUUACCGUGCGAGGACUACGAUACGAAACACGAUCACUGAAUCAAGCGGGACAUAAUAGACCACCAAUAUGGGGGCCAUGUUCCGCAGCGAAGAGAUGGCCUUGUGCCAGCUCUUCAUCCAGCCUGAGGCGGCAUACACAUCCGUCUCUGAGUUGGGAGAAGCCGGCAGUGUGCAGUUUAGAGAUCUUAACCCUGACGUGAACGCGUUCCAGCGUAAAUUCGUAAAUGAAGUGCGUCGCUGCGAUGAAAUGGAACGUAAGCUUCGGUACAUCGAGGCUGAAGUACAUAAGGAUGGAGUGCACAUACCUGCCGUCAAAGAGGCCCCCAGAGCCCCCAACCCGAGGGAAAUCAUCGAUCUUGAGGCCCACUUAGAGAAGACAGAGAACGAAAUUCUAGAGCUGUCGCACAACGCGGUCAACUUGAAGCAGAACUAUUUGGAGCUGACAGAACUCCGUCAUGUGCUGGAGAAGACCGAGGCAUUCUUCAUCGCGCAGGAGGAGAUCGGCAUGGACUCCAUGACCAAGUCGCUGAUAUCCGACGAGACAGGUCAACAAGCGGCGACGCGUGGUCGCCUGGGCUUCGUGGCAGGAGUCGUGAACCGCGAGAGAGUGCCCGCCUUCGAACGUAUGUUGUGGCGUAUCUCCAGGGGUAACGUCUUCCUCAGGCGCGCAGAACUUGACAAGCCAUUGGAGGACCCCGCCACGGUUAGUGUUUACUGCAAUAAGGUUGAUAUUUGCUUCUCCUCAUUAAGGUGUUUGAGCUGCGUGCUGAACCAAACCAGCGACCACAGGCAGAGAGUACUAGCCAGCGUGGCGAAGGAACUGGCCAGCUGGACCAUCAUGGUUCGCAAGAUGAAAGCCAUCUACCAUACUCUGAACUUAUUCAACAUGGAUGUCACCAAGAAGUGCCUCAUCGGCGAGUGCUGGGUGCCCACCCAGGACCUGCCCAAUGUUCAGAAGGCCUUGGCUGACGGAUCUAACGCUUGCGGCAGCUCUAUCCCAUCAUUCCUGAACUGUAUCGAGACGGACGAGGAGCCGCCGACCUUCAACCGCACCAACCGCUUCACUCGCGGCUUCCAGAACCUCAUCGACUCGUACGGAGUCGCCUCCUACAGGGAAUGCAACCCUGCGUUGUACACGACCAUAACCUUCCCGUUCCUGUUCGCGGUGAUGUUCGGAGAUUUAGGCCACGGCUGUAUCAUGGCACUGUUCGGAGCUUGGAUGGUCUGCAAGGAAGUCUCCCUCGGCGCCAAAAAGUCCAACAACGAAAUCUGGAACAUUUUCUUCGCUGGUCGUUACAUCAUUCUUCUCAUGGGUUGCUUCUCAAUGUAUACUGGAUUGGUCUAUAACGAUAUCUUCUCGAAGUCCAUGAACAUCUUCGGUUCGUCGUGGAGUAUUCCCUAUGACAAUGACACUAUGGAACACAAUGCAGCGUUGACUUUGGACCCGAAGGAUGCUUACAAUAACAACCCGUACUUCAUCGGUAUUGAUCCUGUUUGGCAGAGCGCUGACAACAAGAUCAUCUUCUUGAACUCGUACAAAAUGAAGCUGUCCAUCAUUUUCGGUGUGUUGCACAUGAUCUUCGGUGUCUGCAUGAGUGUCGUUAACUACAACUUCUUCCGUCGCCGCUAUUCCAUCGUGUUGGAGUUCCUGCCGCAAGUGAUCUUCCUGUGUCUGCUCUUCUUGUACAUGGUCUUCAUGAUGUUCUACAAGUGGGUCGCCUACAGCGCCUUCUCCGACGAACAAGCAUACACCCCUGGUUGCGCGCCAUCAGUCCUGAUUCUGUUCAUCAACAUGAUGUUGUUCUCGAGCACGCCGCCCCCCGAGGGAUGCAACGAGUACAUGUUCGAGGCGCAGGCCUCCAUACAGAGAGUGUUUGUUCUCAUCGCACUCUGCUGCAUACCCGUCAUGCUACUCGGCAAGCCACUCUAUCUGCUCGCUGCUGGCAAGAAGAAGAAGGAAGCCAAGCCCGAACACUCAAACGGCAGCGUGAACCCCGGCAUAGAAAUGCAGGAGCAGACUGACAUCGGCGACGGCGCGCCCAAACCUGAAGCUAAGCCCGCCGCCUCGGGACACGACCACGAGGACGAGCCAUUCAGCGAGAUCAUGAUCCACCAAGCCAUCCAUACUAUUGAAUACGUCCUCAGUACCAUCUCUCACACAGCCUCCUACCUUCGAUUGUGGGCUCUCUCGCUUGCUCACGCAGAACUGUCGGAGGUGCUGUGGAACAUGGUGUUGACGUUUGGUCUGAAGGACCACGACUACAUCGGCGGCAUCAAGCUGUACGUGGCGUUCUGCUUCUGGGCGCUGUUCACACUCGCCAUCCUCGUCAUGAUGGAGGGACUCUCCGCCUUCCUUCACACACUGCGUUUGCACUGGGUGGAGUUUAUGAGCAAGUUCUACUCGGGUCUGGGUUACAUCUUCCAGCCAUUCUGCUUCAAGACCAUCUUAGAACAAGAAGAAAACAAAGACGAUUAAC
This is a messenger RNA of Spodoptera litura, 2538 nucleotides long. Lineage: Eukaryota; Metazoa; Arthropoda; Insecta; Lepidoptera; Noctuidae. The record is from RefSeq and is a predicted model, not a curated record.